AUGCGUUUUUCCGUUCAAAUACUUACCGCGGUGUCGCUCUAUGCGUCCCGCACAUUUGCCUUGGGAUCCCUUGGUUUCAACCUCGGUGUCCAGAACAACGACGGUUCUUGUAAAACCGCCAGCGACUAUGAGUCCGAUCUGGAUACGCUUUCCGCUUAUACCAGCACCAUAAAGGUGUACUCCGCUGCGAACUGUGACACUCUUCAGAUCUUUGGUCCUGUCGCAGAAGCCGCGGGGAUAACCAUUGUCCUGGGAAUCGCUGCUACCGGCACCUACGACGAGGAGAAGGCUGCCUUGCAGUCAUAUCUGCCAAAUCUCAAGAAAAGCACUAUCGAGUUUAUUGGUGUGGGUUCAGAAUCGCUUUACAGAGCCGACAUCACAGCUGAUGAUCUGGCUUCUGAGAUCAGCGAGAUCCAGGAUUUGAUCGCUGAUAUUGAGGACUCCAAUGGUGACAGCUACAAAGGUACCAAGGUUGGAACCGUUGAUUCGUGGAACAUUUUGGUGGAUGGAGCCAACGCUGCCGUCGUUAAGGCUUCAGAUGUGGUUUACGCCAAUGCCUUCUCCUACUGGCAAGGCCAGACCAUGAAGAACAACCACCAAGGGAUCCACCGAUAUUGA
Kuraishia capsulata CBS 1993 is the source of this 618-nucleotide messenger RNA. RefSeq lists its product as uncharacterized. The transcript is spliced from 3 exons. Gene Ontology annotation, cellular component: fungal-type cell wall; cell surface; extracellular region. Gene Ontology annotation, biological process: cell wall organization; carbohydrate metabolic process. Gene Ontology annotation, molecular function: glucan endo-1,3-beta-D-glucosidase activity; 1,3-beta-glucanosyltransferase activity. NCBI's taxonomy places the organism in Eukaryota, Fungi, Ascomycota, Pichiomycetes, Pichiales, Pichiaceae. The coding region runs from base 1 to 618 and encodes 205 amino acids. The record is from RefSeq and is a predicted model, not a curated record.